Octopus bimaculoides (California two-spot octopus) is the source of this 4011-nucleotide messenger RNA. RefSeq names its product RING finger protein 207. The record is from RefSeq and is a predicted model, not a curated record. Lineage: Eukaryota; Metazoa; Mollusca; Cephalopoda; Octopoda; Octopodidae.
CUCUCCAUGGGGAGCAAUUCAUUAUGUUCUCUACCGAGAAGAAAGUUAUGGUCUGCAUCAAAUGUUUCCGAGAUAUGAAAGUGGAAAGUCGUGCACAUUGUGUUGAUUUAGAAACGGCGCACAAUCAGAGUGGCACCAAGCUGGACCAGGCCGUUCAUUCAAUCCAAGAACUACAGAACUCGGUGAAAGAAGGCAUCCAGUUGUUACGUUCUCUACUGGAUGAGAUACAGCAGAAGUCACAAGCAGAGAAGGACGCCAUCUUAAAACUCUAUGAGUCCAUGUUACACAGAAUUAAUGAAAUGAAAACUCAGCUUCUUGAGGAAGUCAAAAGACAAUACUAUGCCAAAGAGAAACUGUUUAAAGCCCAGCUACUUUAUCUCAACACUUUACUACCCACCUUACACGUCAACCUCGUCACAUGCAGUGCCUUCUCAAGUUCUGCCAAUAAGUUUGAAUUCCUUAAUUUAUCUUUUGUUCUCAUGGAACGCCUGCAGUCGCUGGCCCUCCAGAAACACCCACUCCGUCCAACACAGGGAAGUCAAGUGAACACUGACCAUAAAAACGAAUUUGCCAAAUGCUUGGAGCCACUUCUAUUUCCAAACCUCUGCAGAGAAUUCACCUCAUCCAGCAACAACAGUAACACCUUUACACCAACUGUCAAGCUGGAAUUGUCUAAAGUACACCAUUCCAACAACAACAGCAACAACAACAACAGCAGCAGCAGCAGUAAGCUAACUACUAACACCAAUACUACAGCAGGCCACCAGAACAGUAGCAGCCAACACCAUCAUCAUCAUAGCAGCCCCACUACUACCUCUCCUAAUACUGCAACACUACCUACUGCUAGUAGUAGUAGUAGUAGUAGUGUGACAGCUUCUCUGAUCAACUACAGCAUCAACUUCAACAACUAUCGGCGCUCCAAUGGGAAAAGUAACAGCAUAAUCAAAUUUAUUGAUGCCAAGGGUCCAUUUGCUGACCACUGCAACGAGUUUGAUGUGGUACACAGGGAUCUAAUCCAGAAGUUGGAUCACCUGAAGCUGGAGGCCCAAGAGCUGCAUCGAGACUUGACCCUGCGUCGUUGUCUGGCCAAGAAGACGGUGAUCACCGAUCUGAGGAAGAUUGUGUCCCUCCUUGAGGAACAGCUACAUCGUCACCACCUCAACCUGGAGCACAAACAUCCCCCCUUGGAGAAGCACUGGGAAGAUUCUGUCCAAAGAAUAGCAAAUGAACAAGAAUUAUAUCAAGCUCAGCUAAAUGAUGUGAACCGCUUGAAACAGGAAUGUCAUCAUCUCUCAACUAUUGUGAUGCAGCUCUCAUCUUUUGUCAGUUCCAUAUCAGCAGUCACAGAACGCAUUGCACCAAAGUUAGCCCAAUCUAGUAAAGAUGCUGACCAUGAGAACCAAAUCCAUGCAUUGUUCGAACAGAUUAAUACUAUAACCAACCCAGACUCCCAACACAGGCAUAUCUCUAUGACAUCAGCCCCAUGCAACACAGGACUGUGUAAACCAGAGAAGGCACCAAACAGGUUACCUCCGUACACAGACACAGCUGGGAAAAAGUCUUAAACCCCAUCUCUUUUACUUCUCAGCUUUUCACUUUCCGCCUCCCAUCCAGUCUGCUCUCUCUCUCUCUCUCUCUCUCUCUCUCUCGCGACUAAUACAAUUGUACACACACUGUGUGUGUGUGUGUGUGUGUGUGUGUGUGUCUAUAUAUAUAUAUAUAUUUAUAUAAUCAUCAUGAUCAUAUACAUAAUUUAUAAAUAUCAUGAUUUUAACCCCCCCCCCUUUUCCCGCCCUUAUAUACAGGAUACGGUAAAUAAAUUGUCAUUCUAAAUUAGACAAAAAUGAAACUCACACUGACAUCUCAUUUUGACAGAUAUAUUUACCAAAAAUUACAUAAAAAUAUCUUGAAAUACUAAAGUGUAAAUUUAUUCAUUAAAAUUGCCAUUGGCUCCAACCAUGGCCUCCAGAUGACUUCAGAAUCUCCUGUAACUCUUCUGGAUUGUCUCCUUGUUUACAUUGGGUAAUGCUGCCAUAAUCCUUGCCUUCAGUUCAUCUUUGGUGUUACAAAAAGUUUUGUCGGUCAACUGUGUCCUACACAUAAUAACCAAGCGGUUUGCAGUCUGCGGAGUUAGGUGACCAGAUGUUACGGGGUGAUGUGGUCGCAGAAAUUAUCUGACAGCCAUGACUGGGUUCCCCUGCUUGUGUGGCAUGGUGCGGAGUCCUGUUGCCAGAUAUAGGGUCUUCCAGCAGCUACCCUCUUGACCCAGGGCAGCAUUACCUCCUCCAGUUACUUGAUGUAGGCCUCUGUGUUGAGUCUGAGGCCAUGUGGGAAGAUGAAUGGAGGCUUAAUGUCGCCAUCACUAGUGAUCACUCCAAACACCACGAUGUUGACUGGAUGUUCGAUUUUUAUCACUCUUGCUACAUGUUCAUAUUGCUACAUGUCCGUAUUGGAUCUUCUGAUGUAAAUGCCAAGCACUACAGCAUGUCAUUUCCAAAUUUCUGGUUGGUUAAAUUGCGUCAUGGUGCUGUUUUCCUCAAAGAUGGUGCCCAAUUUUGCCUCCUAAAUUGUGUGGUUGGCAAAAUCUAAAGACAAAUAAUGCACGUAAUUAUAAAUAUAAAAUGGUGACAAUUUACCCAUCGUCCUCUGUAUAUAUAUAUGCACACACAGAGAAUAUAUAUAUAUAUAUAUAUACAGAUAGAUAGCUAUAGAUACAUAUAAACACACAGUAUAUAUAUAUUUAUCCAUACACUAAUAUAGUAUAUAUAAAUAUACACACACACACGCACAGAAUAUAUAUAUAUAUAUUUUGAAAAAUGUGGGAAACGAAUUUCUAAAUUAACCAGGUACAACCGUUUAGCAUUACAUGGAUCUGCAUAUCAUGUAUUGGAGUCUUGAAAUUAAUAUAUUUAUCUAGAAAUAUCCAAAAGAUGUUAUAAUAGAAAAUAAUAAUUUAUCAAUAUGAUAAAUAAUAAUUUAUCAAUAAAUAUGUGGAUAUUCUAUUUCAGAUUAUGCAAAAAAUAACAUAACGAGUAUAUAUGAAGGAAAAACUCUUGGUAUCUAUAUAUACAUCAAGAAAUAAUACUUUAAGGAUAAAACCAGUACAGCAGCAGGGUAUAAAGAAUUAUCUCCUACUUAGGUUAUAAGUAUCAUUACAAGGGAACUACACGUGUUUCAGUACGGGAAGGUUAUAAUAUAUACAUAGAUAUGUAAUCAUCAGAUUUGCAAUUCUACCAACACAUCUUCAGGUCCUUUUUCAAAAUAUUGUUAACCUACUUUUACAUCACCUAAAAAUUAAGUGUUAAAUUAAACAUUAAAAAUUAAACUUUACAAAAUUAAGAAUUAUAUAUAACUGGAUGUUGCCAGGGAAACCAACCUUGCCAGGCAACCUUAACAGGGAUUUUUUGCUUUGCAAUGAUGGACAGUCCUUUUAUAUAGAACAACAGCUUGAAUAUUUAUGAAAAACACUGGAAUCAAAGAGAGGUGGAAUUUAUACUGGAAUAAUACUCAGCCUAAAAUUUGGCAAACAUUGAUUAAUGCUAAUAUAAUUAGUGGUUAAAUAUUAAAUAGAAGAAGCCAAUGGGUAGACAGUAAACCAAAGAUUUUGUCAAUGUGAAGAAUGAAAAGAUCCAAAACCAAAACAAGAAACCCUGCUAAAUAAUUUGGCUAACAUUUAGAAAUGGGUUUCAUUAUUUAUACAAGACAGGAAUCUCACUGAAAAAGUUUUUAGAAAUAAAAUUUGAUACAUUUUUGUAUAAAAGUAUUGUUGUUGUUGUUAUUCAACUUGACUCAGGAUUGGUUGAAUUUAUGUGGGCAACGGGUUUACUGCCUGCAACCUCAGAUGUCCUCUGCACAAGCACUUCAGGGGUUUCUCCACCUCAUUACUCACAAUCCAGACACAACCUUCACAGCUUUUAUCUUCCAAAUUUUAAGGUUUUGCAUUUUUUUUUUAUAUUUCGCCUUCUUUUUUUACGACGGAUGAAUUAAUAAAUAAAUUUACUUUUCUUUGUC